AUGUACUUGGGCAGGAGACAAGAGGAGGAUCCCAUUGGCUGUUACUGGGUGUGGCUCUUCACCUUGUCCAAGAUCCUGGAAUUCGGAGACACGUACUUCAUUCUUCUUCGAAAGCAGAAGCUGAUCUUCCUCCACUGGUAUCACCACGCCACCGUCCUUCUCUUCACCUGGUUCAACACGUCCCGCUCCGAGACUCCCGGCGUUUGGUUCUGCGCCAUGAACGCUGCCGUCCACACCAUCAUGUACACCUAUUACGCUCUGAGAGCCCUGAAGUUGCCCGUGCCCCGAGGGAUCAUGAUGUCCAUCACCAUCACCCAGAUCCUCCAGAUGGUUCUUGGCCUCACUCUGUGCUUCCUGGUCGUCGUUCGUCAGUGGUUGGGUCAUCCGUGCACGUUCUCGAGGGCCGUAUUCCGAGCUGCCCUUCUCAUGUACCUCAGCUACUUCCUACUCUUCCUUCAAUUCUUUUUACGCACCUACAAGCCGAAGCCGAAGCCAGUUGAGGCAGAAAAAAAGCCACCUGAGAAGGUCAACGGCCUUUGGAAGCACAAAACGACGUAG
Molecule: messenger RNA, 558 nt
Organism: Darwinula stevensoni
Lineage: Eukaryota; Metazoa; Arthropoda; Ostracoda; Podocopida; Darwinulidae
Source: the annotation of a GenBank genome assembly